AUGGGAUUCAACACUCGUAUGAGCUAUUCUGACGUGAAGACCUUCCGAAGCCACCCAGGUGCUGACGAGUAUAGAAGGUACCACCGAUGGGCACUGGAAACAUCCGCAACUUCCUCUACAAUUCAUGAGAUCUUCGACUCCUAUAAUCAACCGAUCACGAAUACCAUUUUUGUGGGCCACACGGGGAAGCGUUUCUGGCUUGCGGAGCCAUUAAGAUUCACCGAACCGCUGCGGAGAAGAAUCCUUAUUCUGGAUGCUGAAAGCCGGAAGCUCGAUGGACAAAAGGGGGUUCUGAGCAAGGCACCCCUCAACGCAGAUGAGCUGCCACAUGACACAGGCGGCAGACUGAAUCAUUUCAUGUAUGCGAAAAUCCAUGGGUACGACUACCGGUUGGCAAUCAUGCCUAGAAAUGACGGUCGGUUUGGGACGUGGUCAAAGGUUACUGCGAUCAAGGAGGCCCUACACCAUUACGAUUUCGUUGUCUUCCUGGAUGCCGACGCAAUGAUCUUGUACCCAAAUCUGCCAAUGGAAUGGCUGUUCAACUACUGGGACAUCACGGAAAACAAUCUCGUUGCUUUGGCGCUUGACCCAGACGCGCCUCAUAACCGUGAUUGGAAUGGCCGUACAAUGCUGAACACCGGGUUCAUGAUAGCCCAACGAAGUCCUCGCACCCACGAGCUAUUUGAAGCGUGGGAGUCUUGUCCAAGCGAAACGCGCUAUCCCGGGUGUUCAAUAUACGGUCGGGAGUGGGCACAUGAACAAUCUGCAUUUGGAAAUCAUGUUCGGUAUGACUUUAAUAGAUCGGAUGAUAUUAAAGUCUUGCCUUGCGCCGAGGCCAAUGGGUGCCCUCAAGUUGCGACUACAGGAUGUGUUGGGGAGUUGAUCAGACAUUAUUGGGGUGAUAAGAAGGCAUUGACGGCAGCUGCAGGGGAUGCUGUAUUGCAGUACUUCCUGCCCAAGCUACAUGAGCUUUUCUACGAGAAUCGUGGUACACUGGUCAUCAAUAGAACCGAGCGCGGAUUCACCUGA
Molecule: messenger RNA, 1029 nt
Organism: Penicillium olsonii
Lineage: Eukaryota; Fungi; Ascomycota; Eurotiomycetes; Eurotiales; Aspergillaceae
Source: the annotation of a GenBank genome assembly